Molecule: messenger RNA, 1665 nt
Organism: Cadophora gregata
Lineage: Eukaryota; Fungi; Ascomycota; Leotiomycetes; Helotiales; Ploettnerulaceae
Gene: FEN1
Product: Elongation of fatty acids protein 2
Exons: 4
Coding region: 216-1400 (394 amino acids)
Cellular component (GO): nucleus; cytoplasm
Molecular function (GO): 5'-3' exonuclease activity; DNA binding; 5'-flap endonuclease activity
Source: RefSeq, a predicted model, not a curated record
CCCUAAUUGGAAUAAUGGAAACCGGAGACUUCAUAAUUUGCACAACGCAGUGACAUCAACCCCUGCCUUCAAACUGACCACUCAACGCGGUCUCACGAAGCAAGCGCGCCGUGGCUGUCCAUCAUCGCGUCACCUUGCACUCUUUCUUCAACACCACCACUCAAAAGCACGACAAUCAAACAGCACAACACCACAACCCCACAACCACCGCAAAGAUGGGUAUCAAGCAGCUCUUCCAGAUCAUCAGGGAGGAAUGCCCCAAUGCCUACAAAGAAAGCGAGAUCAAGGCGCAAUUCGGUAGGAAAGUAGCCAUUGAUGCGUCUAUGAGUAUCUACAGUUUCCUCAUCGCAGUCCGCUCCGGCGGCGAGAUGCUCACCAACGAAGACGGCGAAACCACAUCCCACUUGAUGGGCAUGUUCUACCGCACCCUCCGCAUCGUCGACAACGGCAUCAAACCCGUCUACGUCUUCGACGGCGCCCCUCCCAAACUCAAGUCCGGUGAACUCGCCAAGCGAUUCCAGCGCAAAGCCGAAGCCACUGAAGGUCUGGAGGAGGCAAAGGAGACGGGUACCGCGGAGGAUGUAGAGAAGUUUUCGCGUCGGACGGUCAGGGUUACGAGGGAGCAUAAUGCUGAGUGUCAGCGUCUAUUGAAGUUGAUGGGUGUACCAUAUAUUAUUGCGCCGACGGAGGCAGAGGCUCAGUGUGCGGUCCUGGCGAGAGCGGGAAAGGUGUAUGCGGCUGCGAGUGAGGAUAUGGAUACAUUGUGUUUUGAUUCGCCAGUCUUGUUGCGCCAUCUUACGUUUGCUGAGCAGCGGAAGGAGCCUAUCCAGGAGAUUUUCUUGGAUAGAGUUCUUGAAGGUCUGAAUAUGGAGCGCAAGCAGUUCGUUGACCUCUGUAUCCUCCUCGGCUGCGAUUACCUCGACCCCAUCCCCAAAGUCGGUCCCAACACAGCUUUGAAACUCAUCCGCGAAUACGGUACCCUUGAGAAAUUCGUCGAAGCAGUCAAAGCCGGCAAAACCAAGUUUACCCUCCCAGAAGACUGGCCCUUCGCCGACGCCCGCGAGCUCUUCUUCAACCCCGACGUCCGCCCUGCCGACCACGAAGAGUGCGAUUUCAAAUGGGAAGCCCCCGACGUCGAAGGCCUGGUCCAAUUCCUCGUCACCGAGAAAGGCUUUUCAGAAGACAGAGUCCGCUCUGCGGCGCAGAAACUCACCAAGAAUCUGAAGACGGGACAGCAGGCUAGAUUAGAGGGUUUCUUUAAGGUCAUUCCCAAGACGGCGGAGGAGUUGAAGACGCUGAAGAGGAAGAAUGAGGAGAAGAAUGAGGAGAAGAAGAAGAAGAUCAAGGAGGAGAAGAAGGAGAAGGCCAAGGCGAAGGCGAAACCUAGAGGUACUGCGUGAGAGUGCGAAUGUGGUUAUGAAUGGCGGAAAGGAUUGUUUGCAUUGCUAUGGAGCACUAGGAACGGCGGUAUGGAGUUUUGGGCGCAUGAGAUGAGUAAAUGGACUUUGCUGGUAUGGAAGUCGGAUGAGGGAAGUACACUACUUCUUAUGUGUAUUUAUGCUACGUUAUGAUUUGCUCAGAAGCUACAUGCCACGGCAUCUGUUUUCUCAAAAUGAUGAAUCAACCUAUCAAACAUGUCGCUGAAUUGGAAUUCGUCUGUCUACC